GAUACAUUGUAACUUUUUGCCUCCCCCCCGCCCUUUCGGUUACUUUCACGCCAGAGCGCGGAGCGGCGGCGGCGGCGGACGCGGCCGGUUCGGCGGGUUCGGCCCCCAAAGACAAGGGGGGGAAAGAAAAGGGGAAAGAAAAGCGCCUUCUGCCCCUUCCCCCGCCCCCUCGCCGCUGCCUCCCGGGCUCCGCACCCCACCCCCCGCCCUGAAAAACAACGCACAAAAAAAGAAACCCAACAAAAAGAGAGAGAAAGAAAGGAAGAAAGGAGGGAGGCAGCGCCGCUUCCAUUUAACUCCCUUGCACACACGCACGCAGUCCCUCCUCCCGCGGACCGCGUCUCCCACCUCCUCGCGAGCAGCCGCAGGAAAGGAGAGAUUUUUAUUUCAUUUUUAAAACUGCCGGAGGGAUCAAGUCGGUGCAAACUCCGCUCUCCCGUGGGAAGGAUCGCUCCCCCCUCGCUCUUCCCUCCCACCGCAACCUCCUCCAAGACCUCGCGAGGAAGACUUGGCGGAGCGGCGCCGGAGUUACUCGCGGACAUUUAACCGGAGCGAGGGCGAGGAAGCCGGUCCCCCAGCGCCGUGUGCGUCGGCGAAUGGACCCGCAGCCCAGCGCCAGGAGCUGCAGCCGGGGAGCGGCCGCCUGCGAGCUGCUGCCGAACGAGCCCUCCAUGAACCUCUGCAUCAACACCACCACGGGCACCCGCUAUGAGCUCUGCGUGCCCGCCGACGAGACCGUGGAGGGGCUGAAGAGGCGCCUCUCGCAGCGCCUCAAAGUGCCCAAGGAGCGGCUGGCGCUCCUGCACAAAGAGAGCCGCCUCAGCUCUGGAAAGCUGCAGGACCUGGGGGUCGUGGAAGGAAGCAAGCUGACCCUGGUGCCCACCGUGGAGGCCGGCUUGAUGUCCCAGGCGUCCAGGCCAGAGCAGUCGGUGAUGCAAGCCCUGGAAAGCUUAACUGAAACUCAGGUCAACGACUUCUUGUCGGGCCGGUCCCCGCUGACGCUGGCGCUGCGGGUCGGCGACCACAUGAUGUUCGUGCAGCUGCAGCUGGCGGCUCAGCAGAGCAGCGGGCAGCUGCAGCACCGGCACGUCAUCGCCAGCCGGGGCGAGGCGGGCGCCGCCGCCAGCCCCCACUGCCGCGCGCUGCACGGCGGCACCGGCGCCGGCUUCGCCCGCGUCCCCGUGGUGCCCGCCUGCCAGCAGAGCCCCGCGCCCCCCGCGCCCGCCGCCCCCGUCUACUGUAACGCCCCCCACGCCGCUCCCGUCGCCGCCGGCAUGUUCCGCUCGCACGGGGCCAGCACGCAAGCUGUCAACAGCAGCGUCGUCUCCUCCUGCUCGGAGGUGGAGUGCGGCUCGCGCAGCGGCAGCUCCCCGGGCAGCAGUCCCGCCCCGACGCCCCGAUCCCGCAAGCCCGGCGCCGUCAUCGAGAGCUUCGUCAACCACGCGCCCGGGGUCUUCUCAGGGACCUUCUCCGGCACUUUGCACCCCAACUGCCAGGACAGCAGCGGGCGGCCGCGGCGGGACAUCGGCACCAUCCUGCAGAUCCUGAACGACCUCCUCAGCGCCACGCGACACUACCAGGGCAUGCCGCAGUCCCUGACGCAGCUCCGCUGCCAGACGCAGUUCUCCUCCUCCUCGGCCCCCUCGUCCCCCGACCUCGCCACCAAAGCUACCUCAGAGACCCCGCCGGCGGCCGCGGCCUCCCCCCCCCUGCACCCCCUCGUCCAGUGCCAAAGCCAGAUCCGCAUGUGCAAGCCCAGCGGGGACCGGCUGCGGCAGACGGAGAACCGGGCGACGCGCUGCAAGGUGGAGCGCCUGCAGCUGCUGAUGCAGCAGAAGCGGCUGCGCCGGAAGGCGCGCCGGGACGCCCGGGCCCCCUACCACUGGCUGCCCAACCGCAAGUCCAGCCGCACCAACAGCAACAGCAGCGUCUCCAGCGAGGGCAGCCUGGACCUGGACUUCGAGGACUCGGUGUGGAAGCCCGAGGUCAAGGCGGACAUGAAAUCCGAGUUCGUUGUAGCAUAGAGCUGCGCCGGGGCCGCGGACUCUGCCGCCCGGCUGCCGGCGUCGCGACUCCCGUCUCCACGGGCCAGAUCUCCUCCAGACGCGCCGUCCCCCGCGGCGGCUGCCCCGGGCCGUGCCCGGCGGCCGCGGACCCCCCCGCCUUGGCUUUACCUUUACCGGGGAGGCGCGGGAGCCGGCGCGGGGGCCGCGGCACCGCCGGCCGGCACGGCGGGACCCGGCGCGGCGGGGCCGAAGCUGCUUUUUUGGCUGUGAAGACGAGGCCGGGGCGGGGGGGCUCUGCCCCGGCCCCCCCCGGCGCCCGGCCGUCCCUUUUCCUUCCCUUCUAUAUGUAGCAUUGCCGGCGGCGGCGCCCGGCCCGGCCCCGCGUGCACUUUACGGGGCCGCGCCGGGGUCCUGCACCCGCCGCGGCGGCGAGAGCGGUCUGGGGGCUGCGGGGGGGUAUUUUUAUUUUUGUUUUUGGAGGGAGAAGAGAGGGCCCCCCCCGCGGCGGAGACCAGCCCUGGGGGCCGCCGAAGCCCUGCCGCCCGCCGGGUGGCUGGUUGGAGUUUUUUGUUUUGUUUUGUUUUUUUUAACUUAAAAAAGAGGAAAAAAAAAGAUUAAAAAAAUAAUGAAUAAAUAAACCCAGUACUCGGUCAUGGCUGUCUGCAAGCCGUGGGGCUAAUAUUUAUAGACAUUAAUUACCCGACUGAGCCAAUACUGACAUAGUCUUGCAUAGGCCGUAGAAAUCCUUUUUCUUGUCCGACUUUGAUUUUUUCGUCAGGAGAUCUGUGCAAAUAGAAAACCCACGUGAUGUGUUUUUUGUCUGUAAAA
This is a messenger RNA of Dromaius novaehollandiae (emu), 2834 nucleotides long. RefSeq names its product midnolin (gene MIDN). The record is from RefSeq and is a predicted model, not a curated record. Lineage: Eukaryota; Metazoa; Chordata; Aves; Casuariiformes; Dromaiidae. Gene Ontology annotation, molecular function: protein binding. Gene Ontology annotation, cellular component: nucleus. The coding region runs from base 597 to 2024 and encodes 475 amino acids. The transcript is spliced from 8 exons.